AUGGAGUUAUUUGACGAAACAAUUACAGAUACUGAUGAUGAUGAAAUCAUAAACAAAACUUCAGAUGAUGAAACUACAAAUGACAAAAUUACUAGUGAUGAAACUAUUGAUAAUAAAACUAUUGAUAAAACUAUAAAUGAUAAUAAUAAUUCAAGUAAUUCAGAUAUAAUCUUUGCAUUAAACAAAGAAACUUUAGCAUUAGCUCAUAAAAUAGCAGCAGAGAAAUUUGCUUUAGAAAGUGAAGAGGAUGAAUUGUUAGAAACCUUAGAUUAUAUUAAUGAUAUUGAUGAUUUUUUGCUUGAAAUCAGAAUGAAAUCAACAGAAAGUAAUGAACAACUAAUUCUACUUCAAGAUACUCAUGAAACUCAAUUAGAACUAAAAUCCUUAAGUGCACUUCAAGAAGUUGAAAACAAUAUUCAAAGAUUGG
Messenger RNA from Ambispora gerdemannii, 427 nucleotides. NCBI's taxonomy places the organism in Eukaryota, Fungi, Glomeromycota, Glomeromycetes, Archaeosporales, Ambisporaceae. The record is from the annotation of a GenBank genome assembly.